This is a messenger RNA of Neofelis nebulosa (Clouded leopard), 992 nucleotides long. It is a transcript of the gene RBM38, whose product is annotated as RNA binding motif protein 38. The coding region runs from base 194 to 913 and encodes 239 amino acids. The record is from RefSeq and is a predicted model, not a curated record. Gene Ontology annotation, molecular function: RNA binding. Lineage: Eukaryota; Metazoa; Chordata; Mammalia; Carnivora; Felidae. The transcript is spliced from 4 exons. Gene Ontology annotation, cellular component: cytosol.
UGUCCGCAGCGCCGGCAGGAGCGGAGCGCAGCGCAGCGCAGCGCAGCGAGGCGCACUCGGUGGGAGCGGCCCGCCAGUGGACGGGCCCGGCGGCUGGACCGGUGCCGCUGCUGUCCUGCUCGCUCUCCGCCGCCGCCCAUGAGCGCGGCGCCGCGCGGCCCGGGUCCGUAGGCGGCGGGGCGCCCCCCCCCCCAUGCUGCUGCAGCCCGCGCCGUGCGCCCCGAGCGCGGGCUUCCCGCGGCCCCCGGCCGCCUCCGGCGCCAUGCACGGCUCGCAGAAGGACACCACAUUCACCAAGAUCUUCGUGGGCGGCCUGCCCUACCACACCACCGACGCCUCGCUCAGGAAGUAUUUCGAGGGCUUCGGGGACAUCGAGGAGGCCGUGGUCAUCACCGACCGCCAGACGGGCAAGUCUCGCGGCUACGGCUUCGUGACCAUGGCCGACCGGGCGGCGGCAGAGAGAGCUUGCAAAGACCCGAACCCCAACAUCGAUGGCCGCAAGGCCAACGUGAACCUGGCGUAUCUGGGUGCCAAGCCGAGGAGCCUCCAGACGGGCUUUGCCAUUGGAGUACAGCAGCUGCACCCCACUUUGAUCCAACGGACUUACGGGCUGACCCCCCACUACAUCUAUCCACAAGCCGUCGUGCAGCCCAGCGUGGUGAUCCCGGCCGCCCCGGUCCCGUCGCUGUCCUCCCCCUACAUCGAAUACACGCCAGCCAGCCCGGCCUACGCCCAGUACCCGCCGGCCACUUUUGACCAGUACCCUUACGCCGCCUCGCCCGCCACGGCCGCCGGCUUCGUGGGCUACGGCUACCCGGCCGCCGUGCCUCAGGCCCUCUCGGCCGCGGCCCCCGCGGGCGCCACGUUCGUGCAGUGCCAGCCUCCGCAGCUGCAGCCCGACAGGAUGCAGUGAGGGCCGUUCCCGCCCCUGGCGUCACGGCCCCGUCGGCCACACGCCGGGCAAGCGGCCGGCCGGGCUUCGGGGUGCGCGC